Messenger RNA from Oncorhynchus mykiss (rainbow trout), 4120 nucleotides. Its product is annotated as protein phosphatase 1 regulatory subunit 12A. Gene Ontology annotation, molecular function: enzyme inhibitor activity; protein kinase binding; phosphatase regulator activity. Gene Ontology annotation, cellular component: cytoplasm. The record is from RefSeq and is a predicted model, not a curated record. NCBI's taxonomy places the organism in Eukaryota, Metazoa, Chordata, Actinopteri, Salmoniformes, Salmonidae. Gene Ontology annotation, biological process: signal transduction.
GUCUCUCGGAAAGGACAUCCCUAAUGCAGCUCUACUUUGGCUCCGCCGGCAACAUGAACUGAAUCUACCCGGGAGAGACCGAGGAAGAUGGCGGCGACUGAUCGUUCCCGAUCCGAAGCUGCAAAACAGCGACGGCAGGAUCAGUUACAGCGAUGGCUAGGCUCGGAAACCGAUCAGACGGGACCGGGGACGCGGGACGGGUCGACGGGAACCGGGACGCGGAGGGCCCGGGUUCGGUUCGCUCAGGGAGCCGUGUUUAUGGCAGCCUGUUCGGCCGGGGACAGAGAGGAGGUAGCGGUGCUCCUACGACAGGGCGCUGACAUCAACCACGCCAAUAUAGACGGACUGACCGCGCUUCAUCAGGCGUGUAUAGAUGAGAAUGCAGAGAUGGUCCAGUUCCUGGUGGAGAGUGGGAGUGAUGUGAACCGGGGGGACAACGAAGGGUGGACUCCCCUCCACGCUGCUGCCUCCUGCGGGUUCAUACAGAUCACCAAGUACCUGAUAGAGCACGGUGCCCGUGUGGGAGCGGUGAACAGUGAAGGAGAGCUUCCUCUGGAUGUUGCCACUGAGGAUGCUAUGGAGAGACUGCUGAAGGGCGAGAUCAAGAAACAAGGGGUGGAUGUAGAUCUGGCGAGGAGGGAAGAGGAGCGGGUGAUGCUGGCGGAUGCCAACGCGGUGCUGGCAGGAAGUGGCGUGCUGACACCUCACCCCAACACCAAGGCCACAGCGCUGCACGUGGCCGCGGCCAAGGGCUACAUAGAGGUCAUGAAGGUCCUGCUCCAGUGUGGUCUGGAUUUGGACAGUGGUGAUGUGGAUGGCUGGACAGCCCUGCAUGCUGCUGCUCACUGGGGACAGCAGGAGGUGUGUUCUCUGCUGGCUGACAACAUGUGUGACAUGGCCUCUCUCAACAACGUGGGACAAACCCCUAUAGAGGUAGCAGAUGACACCCUAGUGGACACUCUGGAGCAGCUGACUAAGAAACAGAAUGCUUUGCGUACAGAGAAAGCCAAGCUGUCCCAGCCUCCGGUCAUUGAAACCAGUCCUUCUAUCAAUAUGGCACCAGUUAGACCACGCAGGACCUCAAUCUCUCGUAUGAGCAGCAGAGAGAAGAUCUGCCUCCACGAGAGAGAGAAGCACCCUCCCCCUGCCCUGACCAGCAGCCCAGCCGAAGAAGAAGAAGAGGAGGGAGGACAAGGCCUGCCUGGGACUCAGGGACCGGGCCUGCCUGGGACUCAGGGACCGGGCCUGCCUGGGACUCAGGGACCGGGCCAGCCUGGGACGCAGGGACCGGGCCAGCCUGGGACGCAGGGGACACAGGGACAGGGCAAGGCCUCCAGCAGCUCCAGUUCAGAAGAGGAGGACGACGAAUCUGAGAGUGAUGCUGAAUCAGAGAAAGCCAAAAACCGAGAGAUCAUCAACAACUUGAACAACAAAUGCAACAGCUCCUCCACCCACGCUACCUCCACGGCAACCAGCACUUCAGGAGACCCGGCCAAAAAGCAGGACCCAGGGAAGCCCCCAGCCCCCGAAGUGGCCCCUAGCUCGGCCCCUGGCGCGGCCCCCGGCUCCUGGAGGACCUCUCUUCGUAAGGCAGGCAGCUCUGUGACCCUGGGUCCUUCAGGGGCCAACGACCCCAGCCAGGAGUCCACCCGCGGGGCCCCUGAGUCUGGCCUGGGCAUAGGGAUGACCCGCUCUGCCUCCAGCCCACGCCUCAGCUCCAACAACACCACCACAGACACCAAGGAACCCAGGACUGCCAGAGUGAACCCCAGUCCAACCAGACGUCUCUUCAGUAUGCCAGACACCAACCCAGAGGGCACUAGCAGCUGGCUGAGUCGUAGCUCCUCUUACACCCGACGCCUCAAUAGUACUGGAAGUGAUCUUAGUAGCUCCACUCCCUCCUUGCCUCUCAGCUCAUCCUAUGGACACAAACCGGAUGACCCCACGGGGACAGGAAGUAGCUCCUCUGUUGGACUCAGUCGACUCAACAUCCUGGUGGCCCAGAGACUGGCUCAGGAGCAGGCAGAGAAGAAGGAGAAGGAGCAGGGUUCUGUCACCACCACGACCGGCGGGGGCAGCGAUCUGGAGACCAAGCAGAGGCGCAAGUCCUACUUGACCCCGGUACGUGAUGAGGAGGCUGAGGCUCAGAGGAAGGCUCGCUCCAGACACGCCAGACAGUCACGGCGAUCCACUCAGGGGGUGACGCUCACAGACCUGAAGGAAGCUGAGAAGACAAUGAAGACCGCACAGACGGACGAAGGGAGAGACAAGACAAUGAAGACCGCACAGACGGACAAAGAGAGAGACAAGACAAGGAAAGAGGAGGAGGAGAAGGAAGAGGCCAAUAAGAAGAAAGCAGAAGAGGGGGAAGUAAGCUGGAGGUCCCGUAUCGCCAGCCUGCAGAAGUCUGACCUCUUGGGGCUGACUCAACCGGCCGGUACCCUUCGUCCCCAGACCUCCGGCCAGGAGAGGAGUGCAGAAGGGGAGAGUGAGAGUGACCGUAUCGCCAGGGAGAGACGGAGAGCCCGAGCCAGGAGGAGAGCUCAGAGGGCUGGAGAUAGUGAUGACAACGAGCCCAGUGGAGAGGAGGGGUUGGGAGGCAGUGGGCAGGAUCCACAGACAGACAGGCACUCCAGCACCAGGUCCGACGUGUCAUGUAACGACUGUAUCGACAGAGGAGGCGGCUCUGAAACUAAGGAUUACAAGAAGCUGUUUGAGGUGGUGUCCAGGGAGAAUGGUCAGCUCCAGUCUCAGCUGCAGGACACCCAGAGGACCAUCUCUCAGACGAGACUGGACCUGGACAAGGUUACCCAGAGACAAGAGCGGUUCAGUGAUUGUUCAGCCAUGCUCGAGCUAGAGAAGAAGGAGCGACGGAUGUUGGAGCGGCGUGUGGCUGAGCUGGAGGAGGAGUUGAAGGUGCUCGGUGACCUGAGAGCUGACAACCAGAGGCUGAAAGACGAGAACGGAGCGCUCAUCAGGGUCAUCAGUAAACUCUCCAAAUAGACGGAGAGAACGAGAGAGGGGGACAACAGGGAAGCCCACUCCCUCCCUCCCUCCGUCCAUCCACCCCUCCCACCUCACAUUCCUACCAGUGCCAAAGAAUGAAAGACAGAGAGAGAGGAGGAGGGGGGGGGGGGGGGUACAAGAAACAAAAAAAGAGAAGACGUAUGGGAAUGUGGUACUCUAAACAACACCAUAUCUUGACUUGAUUGUGACGCCUCUUCUUCCUUAGUCCUGACCAAUCGCUGUGGCUUGUCGUUGUGUGUGUGUGUGUCUUAUGCCCACUUUGAAGACAGGACCGUAUCCAUGGCAGGUAGCCGUGACAACUGUGGUCAUGACGACGGCUCGCAUAGUAGCAAAGAGGCGUGACAACAGCCAAAUGCCCAUGGGAUUGUGAUGUAAAAAAAAAAAAAAAAAAAACAGAGAAUAUAGACAAUGUACACAAGGGGGAAAUACUAAUAUGAGCACACACAUUCCUUCUCUGGGUGCCAUCCACACACAUUCCUUCUCUGGGUGCCAUCCACACACAUUCCUUCUCUGGGUGCCAUCCACACACAUUCCUUCUCUGGGUGCCAUCCACACACAUUCCUUCUCUGGGUGCCAUCCACACACAUUCCUUCUCUGGGUGCCAUCCACACACAUUCCUUCUCUGGGUGCCAUCCACACACAUUCCUUCUCUGGGUGCCAUCCACACACAUUCCUUCUCUGGGUGCCAUCCACACACAUUCCUUCUCUGGGUGCCAUCCACACACAUUCCUUCUCUGGGUGCCAUCCACACACAUUCCUUCUCUGGGUGCCAUCCACACACAUUCCUUCUCUGGGUGCCAUCCACACACAUUCCUUCUCUGGGUGCCAUCCACACACAUUCCUUCUCUGGGUGCCAUCCACACACAUUCCUUCUCUGGGUGCCAUCCACACACAUUCCUUCUCUGGGUGCCAUCCACACACAUUCCUUCUCUGGGUGCCAUCCACACACAUUCCUUCUCUGGGUGCCAUCCACACACAUUCCUUCUCUGGGUGCCAUCCACACACAUUCCUUCUCUGGGUGCCAUCCACACACAUUCCUUCUCUGGGUGCCAUCCACACACAUUGCACCAGUCCAAGGCAUCUUGGUCCCUUA